AUUUACUCUUCUGUGUGUCUGUGUGAGUGUCGUGUCUUUCUCUUUUUAAGUUUUUGUGAAAGAGGAAAACACCCACGAUCUUUAACAAAAUCAUCAUCGUCACCACCAUUACAAAACAGCCAAAGGACAACAAACGAUGAUGUUCUUAACUCAGAGAACAAAAACCCAGUAAAGCGAGUGAGUCAACUUGUUGGUUCUUGAUGAUGACGAUGGAUCUCGGGGGAACAGGCCCAGGCCAGGCCCGACUAGUGGGAGACUAUAUACUGGGUCCGAGAAUCGGGUCGGGUUCAUUCGCGGUGGUUUGGAGGUCAAGGCACAGGCAACAUGGGUUGGAAGUAGCUGUUAAAGAGAUUGAUAAGAAACUCCUGAGCUCUAAAGUCAGUGAAAAUCUGUUUAAAGAAAUUUCCAUUCUCAGCACCAUUAAUCACCCCAAUAUCAUCCAAUUUUUCGAAGCCAUUGAGACUGGAGAUAAGAUUUUUCUAGUGUUGGAGUAUUGUGAUGGAGGGGAUCUUGCGGCUUAUAUUCAUCGACAUGGAAAAGUGUCGGAGGAAGUUGCCAGGCAUUUUAUGAGGCAAUUGGCUGCAGGAUUGCAAGUUCUUCAAGAAAAACAUCUUAUUCACCGGGAUUUAAAGCCACAGAACUUACUACUGUCAACUAAAGGAGCAACUCCACAUCUGAAGAUAGGAGACUUUGGUUUUGCAAGGUCCCUGACACCGCAAGACUUGGCUGAUACACUAUGUGGUUCACCAUUGUACAUGGCUCCGGAGAUUAUUCAGAAUCAGAAGUAUGAUGCAAAGGCUGAUUUGUGGAGUGUUGGGGCAAUCUUAUUUCAGUUGGUCACUGGGAAGCCACCGUUUAAUGGCAAUAAUCAGUUACAGCUGUUCCAGAACAUAUUGAGAUCUACUGAACUGCAGUUUCCAGAAGGCACCUUGGAAGAACUACAUCCAGAUUGUGUUGAUCUUUGCAGAAGCUUGUUACGUCAUAAUCCAGUUGAGCGUCUGACAUUUGGGGAAUUUUUCAAUCACAAGUUCCUGGGCGAGUCAAGCGAGGAGGUGCAUGUUGAGCGGGCCUCAUCAGUUCUGCAAUCGAAAUCAAUGGUUGAGCAGUUUGAUUCUUCUGCCUCUGAGAAGAAAUCUCAAUUAUUGUCUGGGCAUUCCGUGGACGGAUCUAGGCAAAAUCCAAAAGCAGCUAGUUCAGUUUUACAUGAUAGAGUAUUACAUACAAAUGAGCAUGGGUGUUCAUCCAGUAUCAAAGGGAAAUCUGUUGAUAACCAAUGUUCAUCAGAUCAGCCCACAGUAGCUGAUUCAACGGAGUCUAUUGAGAAAGAUUAUGUUCUGGUCAACCCUCAUUUUGAAUCAAUGGAGACUUUUUCUUAUUACCUUGACACAUCCCUGCAAGAUAAUUCAAGUAUUAAGCUUUUCAAGUGCCCAGCAAAGAAGAGUGACCAGGAAUCAGCAGUUGCUGGACAAACAAAGGAGACAACUGGGAGUUCUGCAGGUUCUGUAAAAAUUCCACAAGUUCAGGGAUUGGAUCCACCAGCAACAUCGUCUAAAUCAGCUUUGUUAAUGGAAGUGCAGCAACUUAGCAUACUGCAUCCUUCAACUAGACUGCAGUUGUUGCAUCAGUGUGCACAGGCUAUUACCGAACUAGCUCAAGAAAAGAACUUCUCAAACAGCUGUUGGAUGCAGUAUAAUGCAGGACUGUUUCUAGAAUCAUUUUCUGUUGAACUUGUUGUCUUGGCUAUAUGGAAGAAAGCCCUUCAGAUCUGCAGCUCUUGGAUGAACUCUGCUGCUGAAAAUGAGUUACCUGGAAGCAGUUCAGGCAAUGAACCUACAAAUGUUCAGGGUAGUGCACACUUGUCUCCAAAUUCAGAAUACAAUGUAGAUUUUAGCAGGCCUUCAUCUGUUGGCAUAUGGGUGCAGCAACAGUUUAUUGUUGCAUGUGAUCAUGCGGAGAAGUUAUCAUGUCAUCUGCAAGAUAUGGAUGCUACUGCUGAGAUGCCUGAUGCCAUGGAUAUAAUAUAUGAAAAAGCACUCACUAUUGGGAAAAGCGGUGCUGUAGAUGAGUAUAUGGAGAACAAAGGUAGUGCAGCAGCAUCUUACUCUAAAGCAAUGCUGUUACUUUCAUUUAUUAUUGCAGAGGCGACGAAUUUGCCAUUGAAACCACAAUUUUCAUUGGCUCCUGCCGAUAAGAUGCGAAUUCAGAGGUACAUUAACAAGUUGCAGUCUCAUCAAUGUCAGUUUCUAACAUCAGCACCAUUUCCUAAGCUGUCUGCAGACUCCCACAACAAGUGAUUACUGCUGCUUGUGUACUGAUAUUUUUAAGACUGCAGCAAUUUUUGAAUUGUGUUUUAUUGACAAGACAUAAGGAAAUACAUGUCUAGGCUGACAUUAUAUGGAUAUACUUGGACAUAUAUCUAAUGUACAGAAAAAAUAUAUAACAAAACUACUGGCGGUCUGGAGCAAAAUGAUCUAUUUUGCAUAGGAGUUGAUGUAAAUAGUACUCUUCUUUCUCUUGAUAUACUGUAAAUUUGAAUAGAAAUUGUAACCUGUACAGUCUUUUUUACUAUACAUGGAUAGAAUUCUUUCAAUUGA
Molecule: messenger RNA, 2594 nt
Organism: Theobroma cacao (cacao)
Lineage: Eukaryota; Viridiplantae; Streptophyta; Magnoliopsida; Malvales; Malvaceae
Source: RefSeq, a predicted model, not a curated record